AUGUAAAGACAUGCUCAGAAUAACUAUGAGAAUGACAAAUAUUGCUACAUAUUAGAUGAUGAUAUAUAGUUAGAAGCUUUAGCUGGAGAAAUAAUGAGUAAACAUAAAGGCAGAAAAGAUACUGGCUACACUAUCUAUAGUAGAUUAUUUUUUCCAACUGCCUUUGAGUUAAGGAGCAAAAACAAAGUUAUAUAGCUAACAUAUCUCAAUAAUUACUCCAAUAACAUAAGAAUACAUACCAUCAGACUGCUAUUCAACCAAAUAAAAAUUUGCUUCCAUUAGAUUUGUCUUGAGCUAUUGGAUGAAAUUCCUAAAAUAAUUUUUGCUUAUCUUAUCAUCUGA
This is a messenger RNA of Tetrahymena thermophila SB210, 342 nucleotides long. RefSeq lists its product as hypothetical. Lineage: Eukaryota; Ciliophora; Oligohymenophorea; Hymenostomatida; Tetrahymenidae. The record is from RefSeq and is a predicted model, not a curated record. The transcript has 2 exons.